Messenger RNA from Oryzias latipes (Japanese medaka), 2260 nucleotides. Its product is annotated as C-reactive protein. The record is from RefSeq and is a predicted model, not a curated record. Lineage: Eukaryota; Metazoa; Chordata; Actinopteri; Beloniformes; Adrianichthyidae.
CCAUUGUCCCGGCCCUUCAGAGGGCUGACAUCACAGCCUGCAUGUGCUAGGAGGGGAGAGCACCAAACCAGUGCUGCUGGCUGCUGGGACUGACUGUCCUGCACAGAGGAACCAGAAAACAGCAUCAAAAUGAGCGUCAAAACUGCCGUGCUUCUCCUUGAUGUUGCUGUAAUGUUGUUGACUCCCUCCUCAGCCACACAAGUAGGUCUGAGUGAGAAAGUUCUGGUCUUCCCCUAUGAGACGGAUUUCAGCUUCGUGGCUCUGAUCCCACAGAAGGAAAUGGAGCUCCGGGCCUUCACCCUCUGCAUGCGUGUGGCUACAGAGCUGCCAGAGGAGCGACAGAUCAUCCUGUUUGCCUACCGCACGGCCGACUAUGAUGAGCUCAACGUGUGGCGUGAAAAAGAUGGCCGCGUGUCCCUCUCCAUGAGCGGGGACGGUAUCUUUUUUCAUCUCCCUCCUCUCACCACUUUCCGCUCCAGCCUCUGCCUCACAUGGGAGUCUCGCACCGGCCUCACCGCUUUCUGGGUGGAUGGCAAACGCAGCACCUACCAGGUCUACAAACCAGGUCACAGCAUCCGUCCAAAAGGCACCGUCCUGCUAGGGCAAGACCCAGAUAAACACUUGGGAGGGUUGGAGGCCAUGCAGAGCUUUGUGGGGGAGGUGACUGACCUGAACAUGUGGGACUCUGUGCUCUCCAGGAGCAUGAUUCAGGCCUGGCACUACGGACACAAGGUGCUCAAGGGGAAUAUCUUUGACUGGUCCAGCAUAGAGUACGAGCUGAACGGGAAUGUGAUGGUGGUGCAUGACGACUGACUCCAUGAGAGGUGCAGCACAGACAGGAGUCAGACUUUGGAGCCUGGCCUCAGUCUAGUGCUGAUGUGUUUUUGUCUUUCUUAGAUUCAAAAGUUCUUCUUUACUUUAGGAGCGUCUGUCUAUCCUGAGUUAACCUCUGAAUGUUUAGGUAAAUGGAGAGAAUGAUUUAGGAUCAUUUGAUUCUUGCUGCAUGAUUUAUGUUGUGCCCCUUUUUGUGUCUAGGAGCAUAACAUAAAAGUACGGUAAAUAUUUUUGCCCGUUUAAAUUAAUAACAAAACACCAAAAGAUUGUCUCCGUAUAAAAACAACAAAUUUAUUUAAAAAUUGUUAAAUAACAACCACCAGUAACUUAAAAGGUGAAGCAAAAAAGGCUUCGGGGUAAACCAAGGCCAAAAUUACAAACAAACCCCCACCUAACCGAAAUCUGCAAUCUUAUCUGUAAUCUGUAAACAAAACUACACAGAGUGGGCCUGAACACAAAAACCACAAAACUACAAAGUGCAACACAACCUGAAACAGGUGGAGAACUACAAAACAAAUGGAGACGAGUGCCAAAGCUGCAGUUUGGAUCCAGUGGGAGCCACGCCUUUUCCAGCACCACACCCGAAAGUAAUCAGACACACACACAAACAAACAAAAAUCCACAAAAACAACGAAGUCCCACUCUGAUAAAAAGAAAAUACCACAACACACGGAACAAAAAGAAAUCCAAACCAAACUUAGCCACAGCCGUAACAAUCUCCCAAUAAAAAAAACAAAUAUUUUUACAUUUUCAGCAGCGACAGAUGCACUUAAUAUUCAGCCAAUUUUGCUCAUAAAUCAAUUAAGGUCCUUUAAACUGCAAUGUUUUGGUAAUAUUCUUUAAAAUAGAUAGAAAGUAAACACAGCUUUUUUAAUUAAGUCAAAAAGCAACAGAAACUGCCUUUUUAAAUGUAUUUUUACAAAGCAGACAUGCUGUGUGCUACCAGAUGGUGGUGCUUUGUUCUGCACAUCUCAAUUUAAAGAAUUGUGUCUGAUUUUAUUUGAGCCUCAUACAUUUACUGUGAUUUGUAAGAUAAUGUUUGAUUUGUGCACGUACAAGUUGUUGGGAAUAAGCACAAACUAAAACAUGAUCAUGAGGCUAACAUGUGUUAUAAAUAAAAUCCAGCAGAAAUGUAACAAUGAACUGGAAUUUAAAAAACACUUUGCUGUCUUGAAUUUAACUGGAUAACCUGUUUGUUGACAGAAACCAUUAAGGAAGAUGCUGAAAAAGAAAUCAUUGAAAGCUUUUUUGCACCUAAGUGGUAAUUAUCUUCUUUAAAAUCCUUUGCCACAAUUUUGCCUUUGGAUAUCGCCCUUGUUCAUAAAUUUUCUAUGUUUCAGCUGAUGUAAGAGCGCUUUGGGGCCUGAAAUAACAUCUCGCAUGUGCAUAACUGAUGGUGUUUGUGAUUAAAAUCUCAGAACUUUAA